Amphimedon queenslandica is the source of this 778-nucleotide messenger RNA. Its product is annotated as superoxide dismutase [Mn], mitochondrial-like. NCBI's taxonomy places the organism in Eukaryota, Metazoa, Porifera, Demospongiae, Haplosclerida, Niphatidae. The coding region runs from base 38 to 703 and encodes 221 amino acids. Gene Ontology annotation, cellular component: mitochondrion. The record is from RefSeq and is a predicted model, not a curated record. Gene Ontology annotation, biological process: superoxide metabolic process. Gene Ontology annotation, molecular function: superoxide dismutase activity; manganese ion binding. The transcript is spliced from 5 exons.
UCAAUUAAUUAAAGCACAAAAGCAGUAAUUAAAAAUCAUGCUCUCUGCAACUCGAAGUUUUCUUCUCUUUGGCGGGAAGAACAGUCUCUCAUCUCUCUCCUCCAUCUCAAGGAGACACAAGCACGUCCUUCCAGAGCUGCCUUAUGGCUACAAGGCCCUAGAGCCCGUUAUAAGUGGUGAUAUAAUGGAGCUACACCACACCAAGCAUCAUGCUACCUAUGUUAACAACUUGAAUGCAACUGAAGGGAAAAUGAAAGAAUGCUUGGAAGCAGGUGAUGUGAGUGGUGCUGUUGCGUUAGAGGGGGCAUACAGAUUUAAUGGUGGCGGUCACAUUAACCAUUCUAUCUUCUGGAAUAAUCUUUCUCCUAAUGGAGGAGGGACUCCACAAGGCAAGUUGAUGGAAGCAAUUGAAAGAGAUUUUGGAUCUUUUGAUGAGUUCAAGUCACAGCUAACAGCCAGAACUGUGGCUAUACAAGGAUCUGGGUGGGGAUGGCUGGGAUUUAAUCAAGUAACUGGACGUUUACAAAUUGCAACAUGUCCCAACCAAGACCCACUCCAAGCUACUACUGGAUUGGUCCCAUUGCUGGGUAUUGACGUUUGGGAACAUGCUUAUUAUCUUCAGUAUCGCAAUGUAAGGCCAGACUAUGUCAAGGCUAUUUGGGAUGUCAUUAAUUGGGAUGAUGUCUCCAAGCGUCUCCCAUAAUAGAAAAGACUCAUUAUUGUGCUAUAGUUAUCUGUAGAUUUUUGUUAUAGAAAAUUCAGUUUCCAACUUUGUAGA